AUGUCCUCGCCAGUGUUGCGUGACUUGGAAAUGUCGUCCGAAUCACCGUCCACAGACGAGAAGCAGGACAGGGAGCUCUCCAGCGCUCCCCCGUCCGAAGACGUCAAGCUAGAGACUGCAGAGGAUACUGAACCUGCUCCAAAAUCUGUUCCUACAGCUCAGGAACAUGAGUGGGUCACUGGGUUCAAGCUCCUCACGAUCAUGACGGCAGUCACACUCGUGGCACUUCUUAUGCUGCUGGAUACCUCAAUCGUGGUGACGGCUAUUCCUCGAAUCACCAGUCAAUUUCAUUCUCUUCCCGACGUGGGUUGGUAUGGAAGUGCCUACCAGCUGGCAUGCGCGGCGAUUCAGCCUUUAACCGGGAGGGUCUACAUGAACUUGCCUUCCAAGUGGACAUUCAUGGGCUUUUUCUUUGUUUUCGAGAUAGGCUCCCUAAUCUGUGCCGUCUCCAACUCAUCCAAGAUGUUGAUUGUGGGAAGAGCUAUCGCGGGAUUGGGAACCUCUGGCAUCUUGAAUGGAGCCUUCACCAUCAUCUCUGGGUGUGUCCCCAUGUCGCGAAGACCAACUAUGCUGGGGAUUGUUAUGGGAGUCUCACAAGUCGGCCUAGCCGCUGGGCCAUUGAUCGGCGGAGCACUGACCGAAUAUACCACAUGGCGAUGGUGUUUCUAUAUCAACCUCCCAAUUGGCGGCGUCGUUGCGAUCAUGCUGGCCUUUGUCCACAUCCCGGAGCCGAUCCAAAAGGCACCAUUCCUGACGGCCAUCAAGACCCUUCCUGGCAAACUGGAUCUCAUCGGGUUUGCGCUCUUUGCCCCGUCCGCCAUCCAAUUACUGCUAGCUUUGCAAUACGGUGGGAAUGAAUUCAGCUGGCACAGUUCUCAAGUUAUUGGACUCUUCUGCGGAGCCGGAGCCACUUUUAUUGUUUUCCUAGCUUGGGACUAUCGCAAAGGGGAUGCGGCCAUGAUUCCAUUCGCCAUGAUUCGCCGGCGGAUUGUCUGGUCCAGUAGCCUGUCGUAUGGGUUCUUGAUGGGUCAAAUCUUCUGUGCAUCAUAUUAUCUCCCGAUCUAUUUCCAGGGCGUCAAAGGAGUGAGCCCCCUGAUGAGUGGUGUCUAUGUCCUGCCCAGUAUCUUGUCACAUCUGAUUGUUGCUCUCAUUUCCGGCAAGAUUAUUGAAAGAGUUGGAUACUACCUACCCAUCAUCAUUAUCAGCGCUUCACUGAUGGCGGUUGCCAACGGCCUGCUCUCCAUGUUGGCCCCGGGCACCUCGACAGGUAAAUGGAUUGGAUACCAGAUUCUCCUCGGAGCUGCUCGUGGCUUUGGCUUACAAGUGCCCAUCAUCGCCGUGCAAAAUGUCCUCCCUCCGCCCCAGAUCCCCGUGGCCACGGCAUUGGUCAUGUUCAGCCAAACGUUUUCAGGUGCUCUCUUCCUCAGUCUGUCAGACACGAUUUUCACAAACAGCCUCAGAACGCUCAUUCUCGACUAUGCCCCGUCCGUGAACCCCCAGAGUGUCAUCGACGCCGGCGCCACUGGGUUCCGAUCGACGCUUUCUGCGACAGACCUGGGAAAUGUCCUGAUCGCCUACGCCAAGAGUGUUGAUCGUGUUUUCUAUCUGACUACCGGAAUGGCCUGUGGUUGUUUUCUGUUCUCCUGGGGAAUGGGGUGGAAGAAUAUUCGGAAGAAGGAAACGGUCUCGAACGCAUAG
Penicillium macrosclerotiorum is the source of this 1698-nucleotide messenger RNA. RefSeq names its product MDR family MFS transporter. The record is from RefSeq and is a predicted model, not a curated record. Gene Ontology annotation, biological process: transmembrane transport. Bases 1 to 1698 code for a protein of 565 amino acids. The transcript is spliced from 9 exons. Lineage: Eukaryota; Fungi; Ascomycota; Eurotiomycetes; Eurotiales; Aspergillaceae. Gene Ontology annotation, molecular function: transmembrane transporter activity.